AUCACCGGAGAAAAGACGCACAGGUCGGUGGACUUUCAGCUCUAAACAGUUUUCACUCAUCACUGACAUCUCUUUCAACAACAUGGACGUCUUGUGUUUAUAUAAGGAGGAAAACCCCGUCUCCUCAUAUCGAAAGUAAAAGUAGUCUGACCACAGGAGAACACAAACAGGACUGAGGACUGCUGUGAAACCGUUUUUCAACUUUUCUCUGACUUCUCUUUCAACAACAUGGACGUCUUGUGUUUAUAUAAGGAGGAAAACCCCGUCUCCUCAUAUCGAAAGUAAAAGUAGUCUGACCACAGGAGAACACAAACAGGACUGAGGAGUGCUGUUAAACCGUUUUUCAGCUUUUCACUGACUUCUCUUUAAACAACACAGACGAAGGCAACUGCACCAAGGAAACUAUGCAUGACGUUAAAAAGAGAAUGGAGCCCGAUAGCCAGUCAGCAGGACGCGUGCCAAAGGAAGAGAACAACACCAAGGCUCUCAACAAUGUCUUUAGGAAUGGUUGGUUGAAAUUAGCAGGCCCUGCAUCCAAAUCCUUGGUGAUUGCUUUAUCUGGGUCAGCUUUUGUAGCUUUGUCUGACAACCAUGGAUCGAGAAGAGAGGCAGAAGAACUCACAGAAAUACUGCCAAUGCCAAAAGGAAAAGAGGCUGAUGGAGGUGUUGCAGAAGUACCAGUGAGGGAAGGAACAACACCAACAGAGCCACCAGCGAGGAUUGUCAUCUCAAGAACACCUGCAGCAGGGAAAAGCAUCAAAGUUCUAAAAACAUACAGGAUUGUCCUGCUGGGAGAAACCAAAGCUGGGAAAAGCAGCCUGGCAAACACCAUAUUUGAAGAGGAUGUGUUCAAAGUCAAACAUAGCCCCACUUCUGGAAAAAGUGAAUGUCAAGCAGAUUCAAAAUCUGUUGAUGGAAGAAGAAUUACUCUGAUUGAGACUCUGGAUUUUUUUGGUAAAGAUAGAUCUGAGGAGGAACUGAGGCGAGAAGUGGGGAGGUGCAUGACAGCAAGUGCUCCUGGGCCUCAUGCAUUUUUCAUAGUGUUGAAAGUGGAGAGAUCCCCAGACUACUGGAAGGAUGUCAUCCAGAGAAUAGCUCAAUAUUUACCUGAGGCUUUCAAUUAUGCGGCAGUUGUCUUCACUCACGGUGACCAACUUCAGAAAGGAAUGAAAAUUGAGGAGUUUGUUGAACAGAAUAAAUGUCUCAGUGAUCUGGUGAAGAAGUGCGGAGGGCGUUGUCACGUCGUCAAUAAUAAAUAUUGGACGACAAACCAACAGGGUGACUACAGGAGCAACAAGUUACAGGUGGCAGAGCUGCUUAACACAACAGACAAAAUACUAAUGGAAAACAAAGAAGGCUGUUAUAAGAUGCAGCGAGCAGUUCAGACUGAAAUCGAGAAAGGGGGCAAAAGAAAAGCCGAAGGAGAUGCACCACAAGGGGACCCCAGUGAGACUAACAACGGUGUCUCUAAGGGUACAUGGAUCAAAUUUACAGGCCCUGCAGCAAAAUCAUUGGCAGGAUUAUUUGGGCCAGCUGUUUUGCUGGAAACUGAGGAAAAAGAUGAUGAAGAAGAAGAAGAUGUAGGAGAAGAAAACAAAGUAGAGGAGGAGGAAGAAGAAGAUGUAGGAGAAGAAAACAAAGUAGAGGAGGAAGAAGUGGAAGAAGAAGGUGAAAAAAAAACAAAUGAUGAGGAAUCCGAUCAGAAAGACGAAACAGAAACAGAAAAAACUGCAGAAGACAAGAAGGUGACAGAACUUGAAAAGGGGAAAGAAACAGAGAAAAAGGCAGGAGCCGGUGGUGGACUAUUUACCAUUAUAGGUAGUCUCUUUGGGAUCGUAGGAGUAGUAUUGGCAGGAGCAGGAGCGGGGGCAGCAGGAGCAGUGGCAGUGGCAGUGGCAGUGGCAGUCAGCAGGAGCAUGGGCAGUAAGAGCAGUGGCAGCAGGAGUAGCUUUUAUAGCUCAAAAGAUAUACCAGUUCAUUGAAUUUUUGAAGACCCUACCUAGACUUGUCGCGAUCAUACUGCUGGUGGUUGUCUUCUUCCUCAU
This is a messenger RNA of Labrus bergylta (ballan wrasse), 2045 nucleotides long. NCBI's taxonomy places the organism in Eukaryota, Metazoa, Chordata, Actinopteri, Labriformes, Labridae. The record is from RefSeq and is a predicted model, not a curated record.